Messenger RNA from Lontra canadensis (Northern American river otter), 1530 nucleotides. Its product is annotated as transmembrane protein 132C-like. The record is from RefSeq and is a predicted model, not a curated record. NCBI's taxonomy places the organism in Eukaryota, Metazoa, Chordata, Mammalia, Carnivora, Mustelidae. The coding region runs from base 1 to 1530 and encodes 509 amino acids. The transcript is spliced from 5 exons.
AUGGACGAAGCGGACCCCGGGGAUCACGCAACCGCGCCCCUCCCGGCUCUCCAAGCUCCGCUCUGGCCCGGGGCGGGGCCGGGGGCGGGGCCGGAGGCGGACCGGGGUGGGCGGGCCCGGGGGGGCGGGGCGGGGCGGGCGGCGGCUGCGGCGGAGGCUGGAGAAAAGUUGUCCUGGCCAGAGCGCGCGCUGCCGCGGGAUCCAGAACCGCCGCGGCGCCACGGCGGGGGCAGGCGAGACCACCGGAUCUGCAGCCGGGCCGGCCGACUCGCAGCCGGGGGUCGCCCCGGGGCAUGGGACAGCCGGCGGGGACCGCGGGCCGGCGCUGCGCCCCAGGCGGGCGGAGGGCGGCCUGAGCUGCCGGGACGCAGGAUGCGCUCCGAGGGCGCGGCCCACGGGCCGGUGGCGCCGCUGUGCGGGGCGCUGAGCCUGGUGCUGGGCGCACUGCUGGGCAAAGUGAUCGAGGGCCGAGGGGUCACAGACAACGUUCCACGGUUCUCCUCUCUGCCACCCUUCCUGCCCGUGAGCUACCGCAUCCUCGGAGCGGAGACCUCCUUCUUCCUGAAGGAGGCCCACCAGGACGUCAUGCGCAACUCCAGCCUGCACACCAGGGUUGAGUCCUUCUUCACCUACAAGGCCAAGAGGCCCCCGGUCCUCAACGCCAGCUACGGGCCCUUCUCCGUGCAGAAAGUCGUGCCUCUGGAGCUGAUGGUCACUUCGAACUUUCUAGGUCCAACCAGUAAGUUCGGUCUCAACUGGAAGCUGAAGGCGCACAUCCUGCAGGACAAGGUGUACCUGAGCCGGCCCAAGGUGCAGGUGCUGUUCCACCUGCUGGGCCGGGACUGGGCGGCGCCGAGCCCCGGCGAGAGGCUGCCGUGCCUGCGCCUGUUUGCCUUCCGCGAGACCCGGGAGGUGCGGGCCGGCUGCCGGCUGCAGGGGCCCCUGGGGCUGUGCGUGGCCGAGCUGGAGCUGCUGGCCGCCUGGUUCGGGCCCCCCAGCGUGGUGGCCGGGAGGAAGAAGGCGCCCGGGCCGCCCGAGGGGAGCCCCGUGGAGCUCUACUACUCCGUGCAGCCGGGGGACGCGCGCGCGGACUGCGCGGGCGGCGACGUCCGGAAGGGCAAUGCCAUCCGGCCGGGGAGGGACGGGCUGGACGAGGCCGUGCCGCACCUGCAGAGGAUUGGUGCUGUGAGCCUCUACCGGGCCCAGGACACAGCCCAGCUUAGCGAGCUGCGUCUGGACAGCAACGUGGUCAUCUGGUUGCCCUCCCGGCCAGUCAAACAAGGAGAUGUGGUCACUGCCUACGUCACCGUGGCCAGCAAUUCCACCGUGGACCUCUUCAUCCUGAGGAUCAAGGACUUCUACGUCGUCGUGGUCCCUGAUGUCAUGAAAUCCUCUAUCGAGAUAUGGACCUUCAGCUGCUGGGGGAACCCCCAGAUCUGCUUCGUUGGACAGGUGGUGCUGUUUUCUGUAUUUGCCAUCAUCUCCGGCAGGAACGGUGGUGAGCUCCUGCACCGGCUGGCUGUGCUCUGA